This is a messenger RNA of Macrosteles quadrilineatus (aster leafhopper), 7518 nucleotides long. RefSeq names its product endoplasmic reticulum mannosyl-oligosaccharide 1,2-alpha-mannosidase-like. Gene Ontology annotation, cellular component: membrane; endoplasmic reticulum. Lineage: Eukaryota; Metazoa; Arthropoda; Insecta; Hemiptera; Cicadellidae. The transcript has 11 exons. Bases 591 to 2621 code for a protein of 676 amino acids. Gene Ontology annotation, biological process: N-glycan processing; carbohydrate metabolic process. Gene Ontology annotation, molecular function: mannosyl-oligosaccharide 1,2-alpha-mannosidase activity; calcium ion binding. The record is from RefSeq and is a predicted model, not a curated record.
GGGUAGUAGCAAUAAUUGAAUUCUCAAUUCAAUUCUGUCUGUAUUCUGUUAUUCUGAUUCUAAUAUUCUCAAUUCUGUCGUUUCGUGUUGUGAAACAAACUGAAACUGUGAAUGUGAGUGAAUCUUCCGAUCUCUGUGACUGUGGUGACAGUCUCGCUCGUCCUCGUCCUCGACCCUCGUCUUAUUUGUCUGUUCUUUCGUUUUUAUUUCAGUGUUAACUUUUUUAGCCCUGAGGCAGUGUAGGAAAACAAUGUGAUUAUUUUAUUUGUUACUUACACUGAAUAAUUGUAACUCUCCCAUUAGGCUAUUAAGUUUUUAUAGGAAGUGUUUUUCAUAAGUCGUUUACGCCGGUGUGUGUAAUGUCACGGGUAUUGUAAUAUUUAUCAGGCAAACAAAUAGGCGUAUUAUGUUUGUUUGUAUACAAUAUUAGAAGACUAGGCUAGACUCCGGCUCAUCAUUGUAGACUAGAGAGAGAGUGUUAGGUGGCUGUAAUUUUGAAGACUGAUGAUAGAUCUGAUAGCUAAGGCCUAUUGCUGGAUUACGUUGUUAAUGUGUUUUAACUCAAACAAGAAACAUUAAAAGGACUCAAAAUGGAAAAUGACUAUGUGCGUCUUGCUGUCAACAAUGAGGAAGAACAAGCCCAGAAGCCCCAAAGAAGAAGUCUUUGGAGGCACUGGAAGAUGCUGUCGAGGUUCCAGCGUAACUUGGUGACCAUGGUGAUGGUGGCCGUAGUGGUGACGCUGGUCUACUACUGGGGAUUGAAGGAACAGAUCAAGUUAGAGGAGACAAAGGUGGCGCUGGAGCACCAACCUGAGGUGCUGCAGAUUCAUCAGCCUCUGCCGCAGCAGCCUCCUCAGCAGAUAAUGCAGCAGCCUCCUCAGCAGAUAAUGCAGCAGGCAGCACAGGAGAGGGAAGAGGAAGAGAGAAAAAGAUUAGAAGAAGAAAGGCGCAUACAGCAAGAAGAACGGUUAAGGGAAGAAAUGAGAAGAAGAGAAGAAGAACGCAGGAGGGAGUUGGAAAGACGUAAACAGGAAGAAGAGAGAAAGAGACAAGAAGAAUUGGAAAAGGAGUUAGAAAUAAUUAGGGAGGAAGAGAGAAAGAAACAAGAAAAAAUUCGAGCUGAAGAGAAGAAAAAACAGGAUGAUGCGAGAAGAGAAUUAGCGAGAGCUACAAUGGUGGCAGAUGCGAACAAUAUCCAUGAAUUUAAACUGAAACCUGUCAUGUUCCCGCCAGCAACAACAGAGAGGCAACAUGCAAUCGUAGACAUGUUAAAACACGCAUGGAAAGGAUACAAGCGUUAUGCGUGGGGACAUGACCAUCUCAAGCCUAUCAGUCAGACGUACCACGAUUGGUUCGGACUGGCCCUCACCAUAGUGGACGGCUUGGACACUCUGUGGAUAAUGGGACUACAUGAUGAGUUCAAAGAAGGCAGGGACUGGGUUUCCAGUAGACUGUCCGUCUCCUUCAACGAGUUCCAUGACGUGAAUCUUUUUGAGGUGACCAUUAGAGUGCUGGGUGGUCUGCUCAGUGCCUACCAUCUCUCAGGGGAUGAGGUGUUCCUGGAGAGGGCGAUGGGACUGGCAGAGAGACUAAUGCCAUGUUUCACCAAGUCACCCUCAGCUAUUCCCUUUUCUGACGUGAACCUCGCCUCUCGUCUUGCUCAUUCACCUAAGUGGUCGCCAGAUAGCAGCACCUCUGAGGUCACUACGCUGCAGCUUGAGUUCCGAGACCUCAGCAGGUCUUGUCAUGACUACUCUUUUGAGGACAUAGCAUUCCAAGUGACUGAACAUGUCCAUGUACUGGAGAAGACUGAUGGUUUAGUUCCUAUCUUCAUUAACCCCAACACUGGAAACUUCCAUGAAAACACUGAAAUUAAACUAGGCGCUAGAGGUGACAGUUACUAUGAAUAUCUGCUCAAACAGUGGAUCCAGACUGGGAAAACACAUGAGUUCCUGAAGGAGGAUUAUUUGAAGGCAGUCGCAGGAAUCAAGAAACGCCUUGCGAAGCGCACACCAACUAAAAACUUGCUGUUCAUUGGAGAGCUUAAGAGUUCUGGCGGCAGGGAAUUUGUUCCUAAAAUGGACCACCUGGUGUGUUUUGUGCCUGGCAUGUUGGCGUUGGGGGUUCACUAUGGGAUGCCGGAAGAGCACUUGUCCAUGGCUGUGGACCUAAUGGAGACUUGUUACCAGACAUAUGCUCAGAGACCUACGUUCCUAGCUCCAGAGAUUACGUUCUUCAACUUCAAGCCAAACAAGGAGGAUGAAAGUCAGCCAGAUAUGUAUGUCAAAACCAACGAUGCACACAACUUGCUGCGGCCAGAGUUUAUAGAGAGCCUGUGGUACAUGUGGGUGGUCACAGGCAAUUCUACCUACCAGGACUGGGGCUGGAACAUAUACAAGGCAUUCGAGAGGUACACCAAAGUCCCUGAUGGUGGCUACACAUCCAUCGGCAAUGUCAACAACCCUCUAGACACCAGACCACGAGACAUGAUGGAGUCUUUCUUCAUCAGCGAGACGAUCAAAUACUUCUAUCUUCUAUUCUCAGACAACAGGAAACUGGUGGACAUUGAUAAAUGGGUGAUGAACACCGAAGGACAUCCUUUGCCGAUAUACAAGUCGUGACGAAAUAACUCCGUUAGCCCCUAGUCCAAUGUGAAUUCACAUCUAGCUUUUGCAGUCCAUCUAUUAAUAGUACAAAUUCGGCCUAUAGCGAAUUGUUGACUAAGAUAAUUGCUAGACACAAUUUUAUAAGCUGAGAAAACUCGAGCUUUUAGUUAAUUAUUUGAUCUGACUACAAGGAAUUGUAGCAAAUCGAUCUGAGAUGUGUUAGUAGUUAGGAUCUACAUGUGAGAUGAUGGUUUUUUGGUUCAGUCGGAAUGAAAGCCUAUUUUUGCUCAAGGUGAAAUUUAAGUGCAGUUACAAAGAUUAAAAUAUAUUUUUAGCAAAAGAAGGGCUGACUAAAAAACUUAUUGGCUUUGGGGUUCAGGGUUUUGGAUCGUGUAGGGGAUUUUUGUUUGCCUUGGUGGAAACAACAGAACUUCUGGAUCAUUUGGUAUCAGUGGAUUAUUUGAGCAAAUUUUGCCUGUUAAAGCUUUGUUUUCACGAGAUGUGUUGUGGCUUGUCGUGUCGUGAAAGGCCUAGAUCUGCCAUUUGCCAAGUAUAAUGUUGGAACCGUUUUCUGUCUUGCUAAUCAUCAGAUGACUCUACAUCUGAAGACCCCUCGAGGUCAUCUAUAAUUGGACAAAACGUGAGAACGACGCUUAAGACACAAAAUACAUUUCUCGCUAAGGACAGGUCUGAAGCCCAAUUAGCUACAAUGCUUAGUAGAUUUCAUAAAAAAUAUUACAAAAACCUAAUCAUCUCACAGAGUUGAUUCUGAACAUGAUCACAAGGCUGUUUAAAUGACUGCUAAUAGUUCAAAUUAAGGUGGCCUAACUGUUGGUGCAUGUAAUAGAAUGUUCAUUCACAAAUACUCUACAUUAAUAGUUACUUUUUGUGCAAUAUAGGUCCUACGGUUCUUACCAUACUUUGUUAAGUUUAUUUCAUUUUAUUUGUCUGUUGUCAUUUAAUUUCGAUAAAUAGUUUUUGUAGGCUUCUGUAAUGAGUGUACUAUGUAGAGCGGAUAAUCUUCAUUCUUGUUUUCAACUAAACACAUAUUCAAAGACGAUACUUUUACUACUCAGUUUUCUAGGUAAUAAAUAGAUGAACAGAUCUUUUUGUGUAAUUAACACGUUCACAGCGGGCGUAUCCGAUCGGAUACACUCGGCAAUGCCUUUCGUAUAUCUUCGUUUUUGCUAUAGCGUCGGUCGAAGGCGGACCUAUACCACGUUAGCGUGUAGUGGGUGACUUGAUUUUGGUUGUGUUGUAGGUUGAUAGUAUAAUUUCUCCAUAAAAUCCCCAUCUGGCAAACUUAAAAAUCAACUUGUUGUUCCGUCUUUCUUCCUUCCAAUUGGCAAUACAAUGGGACCUGCUACGUUCCAAGCAGUGCUGCUAUUUGUGAGUGUUUAGCGAACUACGUCGACUCUUGUUAUAAAGCAGGACAUCACCGCUUGUUAUUUGCUAUUUGUCAUACCGAAAUAUGAGAGCGAGAGCCAAUCACCCGGCAAUCGGGUUUGUUCGACGCUGCGGGUUGCGCCGCACUGGGGCUACGCCUGCCAUUUGAUGGCCCGCAGCGAACGUGUUAAUUAGUUAUCAGUAUUAAAUAUGAAGUAAGUAGUUUAAUUGCACUGCCUGAGCUUUGCAGGACCUAUUUUUAUGAUUACUAGUCCCACACUCGUUAUUUUACAUUUAUGUUUCCAAACAAAAUAGUUUGUGUAGUUUUAACUAGUAUCAACAAUUUUCAUAUAAUGGUUCCUUGAUAAAAAUCCAAAGAACAGUCAUGGCUAAAAGAAGUUCCCCAUGUGAUUAGUUUCUAAUUAUCCUUUGUCACAUUACUUUUGUAAUGGACUAUUUUAAAACGUUUUAAAAAACAAAAUAUACCUAGGCGACUAGGGUUAUAAAUCUGUAUGGUGGAAUUUGUUCAUUAUUGUAAUAAUUUUUUAUGCUUGGUUUACUGAGUGUGUUAAAUAUUCAGUUAAACAAUUAGGCCUAAUCUAAGUUUUAAUACUUUUACUUAUGUAGGGCAGACUCAACAAGUAUAUCCAUUGUUAUACUAGCGUCUCAGGGUCCUGGUCAGAAACCGAUGAGAACCUUUUCUGCGAAGGAGUGGGGGAUUGUGGGAGAGACCCUCACGUUCAUUAUAAAAUUUAACUGUCAUAACCUAAUCUAACCAACCAAACUUGCUGAUAAUAUAAAAAAGAUAAGAUUGAAUGAAGGUUUACUAAUCGAAAAAAUAGUUCUGUCCAUAAAAUUAAAUUAUAAAUGCCUCAAAUUCUAACAAAAGAUUUACAGUUCAAAAGUAAUCGCGACAAAAAGUUAGUGUCACAGGUGGGACUCGUUCUGGAUACCUCAGGAAUAUCAGCCGAGUUCUCUAUCCACUACGCCACGGACACCGAUGGCUGCACUGUGUAUCGUUGUAAUGGUGUUCUCUCAAGAGAAGAGAGUGCUGUCACGCCCCCCACUCCUUCGCUAAAGAGGUUCUCAUCGGUUUCUGACCAGGAACCAGAGACGCUAUACAUUGUCAUAGGAACAAUGAUUCUACUAAUAUUGAUUAUGAGAAGUAUAAUAACAAUUAUCAAUACAAUACUUCUUAUUGAUUAAAGUGACUAAGACAAGUUAUUGUUCAGGGUUUCUUUUGCUCAUAUUGUUUUCUUUGUUAUUGAAGUAUUCUGUGUUUUGUUGUCUUUUACAGCUAGAGUUUGUUGUGUAUUGUUAUUUUCCUGUUGCUAUAUUGAUUUUGUGACUUAUUUUGUUUGUUUUUCUUUAAUCUUUGUUUCUUAUAGUGGAUCUUAUAGUUGACAUACAUAACUUUUAUGUAUGUAAAUAUAAAUUAUAUCAGAACCAAUGAUAAUGUUGUGUUUAAGUGUCUUUUUUAUAGUUUUUGUUUGUUUGGUGAUAUUUUAAUUGCAUAGUUAAUCAAUACUUGUGUGACGAAACUAAGAGAUAUUCUGCCGAAAUAAAAGCUAGAUGUGAAUAUGAUACCAAUGCGUUUAAUAAAUUUGUGUAUACUUAAAAGGUGUGAUAUAAUGUUUUGGGCUUUGACAGAUCUCUUGUUAUUGAGGUUCUCUCAAAGGUCAAAAUCUUACUGUGUUUGUAUUCUUAACUUUGUUGAUAUAUUCAAGAUGUUAGGAAGCUAUUAAAGUUAAUACACUGUGUUUAUUAGUGUGUGAUAUCACUAUAGUAGCUGUAAUAGUGUGAAAACCAUCUUAUAAAAACAAGAAUCUCUAAUCUAGAUCAAUAAUUAUCUACAGAAUCUCUAAUCUGAAAAAGCUUUACAUUUUGUAGCAAUAAUAAUUAGUGAUAUAGAAAAAUGUUAAUUCUGAUUUUUUUCAAGCAAAAGUGUUCUGUUCACAAUGUAAACAAAUACAUUUUCUGUUUACCCAGAUAAUAAUAUUUUAACUACAAUUUAUCAAGAAUAUCUAAUUUAGAAAAACAUUUUAUUGUUAUUCUAAACUUUUGUAGGCCUAAUUGUGAAAUAAUUUUUGUUACUAGCAAAUUGAUGUUUUCUUUACUUUAUGAAAACUCAUAUAUUUUCAAAGGAAAGAGGUUUUUGGAAUUUCACUGUGUACAUUCAUUGAGGAAGUGUUCUGUCUCUUUAGGUUGGGUCAUCAUUGGCUAAAGUUUCAGUGCUGAAGUUCAAGAUCCCAAUCUCUUGUGUGAACCUUGAUUUACACUAAGGUGCAGCUUUUCAAAUGGUUAGAGGGAGAUUCAAUUCCUCCCAAUUACUAAUGGCAAUUUCCCCCCUCAUAAUGCUGUUUCAAAGCUCAAAUUAAGGUGUUGCCCUUUAGGAAAAAGGUAAUACCUCUUAGCCAGAGAAAAGAGUCUGUUUUUUUCAUUGGCAUCACUUCUCAAAAGUCCUACUGUAAAUUCUUUUUUUGAAGACUUCCAAAACCUAACCUUUGCCCCAAAAUGUAUUUUGUGUUACACUUCCCCUGCCUAGGCUACGUUAGCACUGACCCAAUAUAACUAACCACCAGAUGUCAGAAUAGUGUCCCUGACCUGCCAUUGGUGCAAAAGUAUUUAAGAUUUAUUAUCUUGUUUAGCAAUAUUCUUGUAACUUGAAUUUGAAAUUAUGUCGAAGAAAUGUUUUGUCUUUGUUUUUAUGAUUUUACUUUUGACACACACUGUUAAAGGGGGUUUCAUGAAAAUAAGCUCUUCUUAGAGGCAUGGUUUGUAUUAGGUUUUUUAACAUGUUCUCUAAAAUGUGUUUUAAAAUUUGUUUAAAAUUUUUUUGGUGUUUAUACAUAUUUUUGUUAUCCCAUAAGUUUUGUUAAAUACAUUACGAGAGGGACCUACCCGAAACCAAAAGAAGGAUAUUUCUUGGUUUUCCCUACUAAAAGCCAUAAAAUAGUUUUAUGAACUCUUAAAUAAAAAUCUGUAACGUUAAUUUUGGUUAAUAAUUAUCUAUAUGUACAUUCAUUUUUAUACAAAUAUAUUUUUAAUCAUUUUGUUAAAACGUUUUCAACUUUUCCAUUAUACAGUACUUUAAGUAUGCUUAAUUAGAACGAAGUGUAAAAAUUGUAUGCAAACUCCCUGUAAGUUUCUUAAACUACCUUCACCUUCAAUAAGCUGUCUACAUUUUUGUUUAAUCUCACUAGGGUCUUCUCAUUUUAAUAUCUUUUGUUUAUAUUUUACUUCUAAAAAUGGCUGUGUAAUGUUGUAAAGUAGUUUUGUUGCCUUUACACAUCCCUUAUUGGAUCUGCUAUGUUUAGUUCUAAGUCCUCUGUUCAAGUAAAGAGACCAUGUAUAUAAUACAUAAUACAUUGCUACAAAUACGUAGCAACAAAGUUAGGCAAUGUAAGGUGGCAUUUUCACCACCCUAGUCCAAUUCAGACUCUGUUGUAAGAGUCUUAGCUAAAGAACUGUUUGUACUUAGGUGAUUGUUGAUUGUUGUACAGUUGUACCAUAUUUAUGAGGAAUU